Molecule: messenger RNA, 2292 nt
Organism: Erythranthe guttata (spotted monkey flower)
Lineage: Eukaryota; Viridiplantae; Streptophyta; Magnoliopsida; Lamiales; Phrymaceae
Gene: PUM24
Product: pumilio 24
Biological process (GO): regulation of translation
Cellular component (GO): nucleolus
Molecular function (GO): mRNA binding
Source: RefSeq, a predicted model, not a curated record
CCCAAUAACAAAAGAGCGCAGAGAAAAGAGAGAAUACGGCGUUUCUCAAAACUUGCAGUAAUCAGUCACUCGAGGUUCAACUUUUAACAAUGGCGGCGAAGCCUCAGAAGAGUAGCGGCGAAAUGAACAAGAGAAAGAGAAUCCCUAACCAGAAAACAGAGGGAACUGACUCUAUUUCGAAGAAACCUAAGUUUACUCCUAAUUCCAAUAAGCCUAAGUUCAGCUCGAGCGAUGUUCAGAGUAAAUUCACGAAAAAGCCCUUCAAAUCACCUUCAAAGGACUACCAUAAACCUAGUGUGAAUAAAGAUGGAGUGGAUGACUCCAAGAAAAUUGGCCGUUUGCGUGCAAAGGAACUAACUGAAGAAAGAAAAAAGAAGAGGAAGAAGCAUUAUUCGUUGGAACAAGAUCUUUCCUUGCUUUGGGAGAAGAUGAGACGCCGAAAUAUUGCAAAAGAAGAUAGAUCAAAGUUGGUGAGUGAAGCAAUAUCGAAGAUGAAGGGGAAGAUUUCCGAAAUUGCAAGCUCUCACGUUUCAUCUCGUGUUCUUCAGACAUGUGUUAAGCAUUGUACACAAGAAGAAAGAAACGCUGUGUUCGUGGAGCUUCGUCCGCAUUUUAUUUCACUUUCAAGCAAUACUUAUGCAGUUCAUCUUGUUACUAAGAUGUUAGACCAUGCAUCGAAAGAACAGCUAGGAGAAUUUAUCUCGUCUCUUCAUGGUCAUGUUGCUACUCUUCUUCGACAAAUGGUCGGCUCACUAGUUAUUGAACAUGUGUAUAAUUUGGGGAAUGCAACACAGAAGCAAGCUCUUCUUGUGGAACUAUACUCGCCAGAACUUCAGUUAUUUCAGGAUUUGGUGAUUGCGAAAGAUGACAGAUUAGAAGAUGUAAUAUCGAAGCUGCAGUUAUCAAAGUCGUCAGUCUCGCGUCACAUGUCAUCUGUGCUUCAGCCGAUAAUGGAGAAAGGGAUAUUAGACCAUUCCAUUGUGCACAGGGCAUUAUAUGAAUACCUCACCAUUGCCGAUAAGACUUCUGCAGCAGAUGUGAUUCAGCAGCUUGCAGGUCCAUCUCUUAUUCGAAUGAUCCACACUAAGGAUGGAUCCAGGCUUGCUAUGUUUUGUAUCAAGCAUGGGAGUGCAAAGGAGAGGAAGAAAAUUAUCAAAGGCAUGAAAGGCCAUGUCGACAAAAUAGCGCGCGACAAAUUCGGGAAUUUGGUACUUGUCUCGAUUUUCUCGGUUGUUGACGACACCAAACUCGUGUCGAAGAUUAUCAUUCGCGAGCUUGAAGGAAACUUAAAGGAGCUUCUUUUAGAUCAGGGUGGAAGGCGCCCCAUUAUGCAGCUUCUGCAUCCUAACUGUGCUCGAUAUUUCUUUUCCGAUGAUUUAACAUCUUUGAGCCUAACUAUUCCUUCACUAAAGAAUAAGGAAGAAUCUGAUGUCAAUGAAGAAGCUGUUGUUGAAGAAGAUAAGAACGAGGAAGAUGACGAUUCUGCUCCAAGUACACAACUAAUCGAGGGUGGUAAGAAAGAUUCUAUUAAGCGUAGACAGGAGUUGCUUGUAAACAGCGGGCUUGCUGAGAAACUCGUUGAUGCAUGUUGUGAAAUGGCAGAAAGCUUACUGAGAUCUAAAUUUGGGAAAGAGGUUAUAUACGAGGUUGCUACUGGAGGAGCUGAUGGAAUACUUCAUCCAACACUGGACGAAAAGUUGGGAGAAUUAUACGAAGCUAUAGCAACUAUUGUUGCACAGCCUAAACUGGAUGAUUCAAAAGAAGAACAUAUUUUGGAACACUUUCACUCGAGCAGGACUAUCAAGAAACUUAUUCUCGACUGCCCUGCUUUUGCUUCCACUCUAUGGGAAAAAGCUCUCAAAGGGAAUUGUGCAACUUGGGUCAAAGGCCACAGUUCGAAGGUAAUUAGUGCAUUCUUGGAAACCUCAAACACUGCGAUCAAUGAGUUGGCCAAAGCAGAGUUGCAGCCGUUUGUAAAGAGAGGUGAACUAAAAUUAUCGGUAGCCGAAUGAGUUAGCUAAACAAGACUAAAUCUGUAAUGCCGUAAUCAGGUGAAAUGAACAAGAAAACAUAUUCCUCAGAGACCACUGAGUUUUUACUUUUUGAGGCCUUCGUUUUGGGCUACCUUCUGUUUUGUCCAAUGAGUGUUUUUGUAUUUCUUUUUUAAUGUCUCGAAGAAGAAAAAUUUUGUAGCCUAAGCUAUAUAUGACUGUAGAUGAAACAAAGCAGUGUUUUGUUCUUGUCACACAAACUUACUUUCUUGCUUAAUUCAAUAUCUUCUAUUUUUAUUUU